GGCCACAACGCUGGAGAGCCCAGAAGAUAGCGGGAGAGGUCAAGCGACCUCCCGCAACCCCAGCGCCGUCCCCCGUUUAGUGGGGUGGGGGUGGAGCGGUAAAGACAGAAGGGGAGGGGGAUUUGGUUUCGGUAAUGACGGAAUCUAAGGCGGCGCCGCCACCAGUUUCACUACCGGUACCAGUACCCCUCUACAAACAGCGAUCUUGGUCUGCGGAUACUUAUCGCGAUGAAGCUUGGUCGAAAAGGAAAGGUAAUCACAAGAGGAAGCAGAUAAGCAGGAGUGUCACCGACGAAGAUCUCGACGAGCUUAAGGCUUGCAUCGAAUUGGGUUUCGGAUUCGAUUCUCCAGAUUUAGAUCGAAAGCUAUCAAAUACUUUACCAGCUUUGGUUCUAUAUCAUGCCGUCACCAAGCAAUACAGUGAUAGCAUUUCAAAGUCUUCAUCUUCGGCUCCUCCUUCAGAGUGUGAUGCAUCGUCUCCACCUGGAAGCCCUCUCACCAUCUUCAGCCCAGGUGAUGAUCCUCAAAUUGUGAAGACGAGAUUGAGGCAGUGGGCACAGGUCGUUGCGUGUUCGGUGCGGCAAUCUUCUUAUUGAUUCCACCGGCGUUUUCCGAGUCCCCGACCGAUUCUAUCAAUAGAUUGAAGAGAAAUGAAGGAUUUUUUUUUAUUAUAUCUAUAUAUAUAUAUAUAUAUAUAUUUUUUUAAAGAUAGGUGAUCAAAGCAUUGACUUUAUUGGUUUAUUUACAUUUCAUAUGUUUUGAUAGUAAUUUUUCAGAUUAACUUUGGACAGUUUCUGUAUGUAAUGGGAAUAAUCUUAUGAUGUAAAAUCUGUGUAAUGCUUUCUUUGUUGAGGACUUU
Macadamia integrifolia is the source of this 859-nucleotide messenger RNA. RefSeq lists its product as uncharacterized. The transcript is spliced from 2 exons. The coding region runs from base 135 to 596 and encodes 153 amino acids. NCBI's taxonomy places the organism in Eukaryota, Viridiplantae, Streptophyta, Magnoliopsida, Proteales, Proteaceae. The record is from RefSeq and is a predicted model, not a curated record.